Spodoptera littoralis (African cotton leafworm) is the source of this 294-nucleotide messenger RNA. NCBI's taxonomy places the organism in Eukaryota, Metazoa, Arthropoda, Insecta, Lepidoptera, Noctuidae. The record is from the annotation of a GenBank genome assembly.
AUGGUAAACAAUCGGCGUCGCCUAUGGACACCUGGAACAUCAGAGGCGUUACAAGUGCGUUACUGGCCUUUUGGGGAUUAGGAGUUUGAGGAUUAUUGGGGAUUCAGGGAUUGGGGAGAUUGGGGAAGGAAAGGUGGGGUAAUAGGGCCUCCGCUAACGUCACUUCACGACGAUGAAACACAACGCAAGUGUUACUUCUAGUCGGUUUUCUGUGAGGCCGUAGUAUCACUCCGGUCGAGCUGGCCGGUUGGUGCCGAAGCAUGGCUAUAAGCAUGGAAUGUUGGUACAUUUAUA